This is a messenger RNA of Osmerus eperlanus (European smelt), 1319 nucleotides long. RefSeq names its product Ras homolog, mTORC1 binding (gene rheb). NCBI's taxonomy places the organism in Eukaryota, Metazoa, Chordata, Actinopteri, Osmeriformes, Osmeridae. Gene Ontology annotation, cellular component: plasma membrane. The transcript is spliced from 8 exons. Gene Ontology annotation, biological process: small GTPase-mediated signal transduction. The record is from RefSeq and is a predicted model, not a curated record. The coding region runs from base 90 to 644 and encodes 184 amino acids. Gene Ontology annotation, molecular function: GTP binding; GTPase activity; GDP binding.
UGUCGAAUCCCUGCUUUUGAAUUUGUAUGCUGCUCCAACUGAAGGCUGCAAUACACCCGGAGGUCUAGAUGCAAUAGCCAGAACAAGAUAUGCCGCAGCCAAAGUCCCGAAAAAUCGCCAUCCUCGGGUACCGAUCCGUAGGAAAAUCCUCACUAACGAUUCAGUUUGUGGAAGGCCAGUUUGUGGACUCAUAUGACCCGACCAUAGAGAACACAUUCACAAAGAUGGUCACAAUAAAUGGACAGGAUUAUCAUCUGCAAUUGGUGGACACAGCUGGACAGGAUGAAUAUUCUAUUUUCCCUCAGACGUACUCCAUAGAUAUCAAUGGUUACAUUCUGGUGUACUCAGUUACAUCCAAUAAAAGUUUUGAAGUAGUACAAGUUAUCCAUGAGAAGCUGCUGGAUAUGGUGGGGAAAGUUCAAGUUCCAAUUAUGUUGGUGGGAAACAAGAAUGACCUACAUAUGGAACGUGUUAUCAGCUGUGAAGAGGGUAAGGCAUUAGCUGAUUCCUGGAAUGCCGCCUUCAUGGAAUCCUCAGCUAAAGAAAACCAGACGGCCGUAGAGGUGUUCAGGAGGAUGAUCCUGGAGGCGGAGAAGAUUGACGGUGGCGUCCAACCAGGGAAGACUUCCUGCUCCAUGAUGUAGAGCCGCCCAAUCAACAUACUGGACACUGCACUGGGAUAUCCCGUUACUUGAAGGCUACCUGCCAGUUCUUCUCCUCCACCUCAAAUGAUUCCACCAUGGUCAUGUAUAUUCCAUUCAUAUUGUCAUCAUCUUUUUCUUUGUUGGUUUGUUAAAGGAUUAGUGGCUGUCUACUGUCAUACUUCACCCACAAUCCAACUGUCCACCUAGUCUGUGCUAAGAACUGAUGCAAAACACAGAACCUCAUACUGAUGUAUCAGAAUAAAUGUGUUUUUUAUGUUAACUAAGACUAGUGACUAUUUAAGAUUAAUAAUAAUUGUGUUAUUUCAAAUCUUCUAAUGCCAAAUUCUAAUGAAGGCAACUAUUCCCCUCUGUUGAAAUAAUGUUCUCCUUUCUCCUCAGUGGAGAGAUCCCGUUCAGUACCUACAUACCUUUACAGCCACAUAGACUCUAAGGAAAUGGUGCAGUUCACGUUUCUUCUGAUACAUCCCUAGCUGUUAACUCCCUCAACGUACAGCUCUUUUUCUACUUAAAUGUUCACAUAACCACCUCUUUGUCAAGUCAGUUUGUUUUCAUAGCAGUAAGUAUCAGCCAAAAAACUGCAUCCAUUUUCUAAUGUUGAAUAUGUUGUACGAAUGCUUUUGAUUGUAAUCAUUAAAGCAAAAAGUGAUUAUGUAA